Aphidius gifuensis is the source of this 820-nucleotide messenger RNA. RefSeq names its product DNA-directed RNA polymerases I, II, and III subunit RPABC1-like. Gene Ontology annotation, molecular function: DNA-directed RNA polymerase activity; DNA binding. The record is from RefSeq and is a predicted model, not a curated record. Gene Ontology annotation, biological process: DNA-templated transcription. The coding region runs from base 99 to 731 and encodes 210 amino acids. Lineage: Eukaryota; Metazoa; Arthropoda; Insecta; Hymenoptera; Braconidae. The transcript is spliced from 2 exons. Gene Ontology annotation, cellular component: RNA polymerase II, core complex; RNA polymerase III complex; RNA polymerase I complex.
UACACACAACACGCUUGGAGUCACUUGGAGUGUUUGUUGCUGUUGUCAAUAUUAUAAACAAUAUUGUUUUAUUAUUAAAUCAAAUAAAUUAAAUUAUUAUGGAUGAUGAAUCUGAGACUUAUAAAUUAUGGAGAAUCCGAAAAACAGUAAUGCAAUUGUGUCAUGACAGAGGAUACCUUGUAACCCAAGAUGAGUUGGAUCAAACUUUGGAACAAUUUAAAGAACAAUUUGGUGAUAAACCAAGUGAGAAAAGACCAGCAAGAAGUGAUUUAAUUGUUCUUGUAGCCCACAAUGAUGAUCCAACUGAUCAAUUGUUUGUAUUUUUUCCUGAUGACAUGAAAAUUGGAAUUAAAACAAUAAAAACUUACUGUCAACGUAUGCAAGAAGAAAAAAUCCAUAGAGCAAUAAUUGUGGUGCAACAAGGAAUGACAGUAUCAGCAAAAUCAUCUCUAGUUGACAUGGCACCAAAAUAUAUAUUAGAACAUUUUUUGGAAUCUGAAUUACUUAUUAAUAUAACUGAACAUGAAUUGGUACCAGAACAUAUUGUAUUAUCGUCUGAUGAAAAAGAAGAAUUAUUAAUGAGAUAUAAAUUAAAAGAAAAUUGUCUUAUGCGAAUACAAGCUGGUGAUCCAGUUGCACGUUAUUUUGGUCUUAAACGUGGACAAGUUGUCAAAAUAAUAAGAUCAUCUGAAACAGCUGGUCGUUAUAUUUCUUAUCGACUUGUUUGUUAAAUUUAUAAAUAUAAUAUACCUAAUUUAAUAAUGCCUAUAAUUUAAUUUUAAAUAAAAAAUAAAUUUUUUAAUUCAUCUUGACUAACUUA